This is a messenger RNA of Monoraphidium neglectum, 250 nucleotides long. RefSeq lists its product as hypothetical. The transcript has a single exon. The record is from RefSeq and is a predicted model, not a curated record. The annotation marks the transcript as partial. Lineage: Eukaryota; Viridiplantae; Chlorophyta; Chlorophyceae; Sphaeropleales; Selenastraceae.
AUGAUCAAGCGGGAGCAAGACAUGCUGCAGGACCCCGCGGCUGCCGCCGCCGCCGAGGCGCCGCCCGCCCACGGGGCCGGCGCCUCGACUGCCCCGCCCAAUGGCAACGCCGACGGCGGCAGUGCAAGCGGCGGGGCGGGGGGCGCGUCGAGCGCACAGGGGGCCGAGAUCGAGCCCGGCACGUGCCCCAUCUGCCUGGACACGUUUGGGCGCCGCACCAUGACCUCCUGCGGCCACGCCUACUGCUCGG